Zalophus californianus (California sea lion) is the source of this 3063-nucleotide messenger RNA. RefSeq names its product APC down-regulated 1 (gene APCDD1). Gene Ontology annotation, molecular function: Wnt-protein binding. Lineage: Eukaryota; Metazoa; Chordata; Mammalia; Carnivora; Otariidae. The record is from RefSeq and is a predicted model, not a curated record. Gene Ontology annotation, cellular component: plasma membrane. Bases 1049 to 2434 code for a protein of 461 amino acids. The transcript has 5 exons. Gene Ontology annotation, biological process: negative regulation of Wnt signaling pathway.
CCCGGGAGAGGGGGCUCGCGGGUCCCCCGGCGGCGCCCGGAGCUGGUUUGAGGCUGGAGCUUGCUUUCUGGAAGGGUGCAGAGCUCACACACAGACACCUUUUAACUCCUGAACGGAUUGCAUCAAGUUACAGGGAAAACUUUUCUGUCCUGUUGGGGUUUCAAAGUACAGACUGUCAUGAAGUCGCGGGCUCCGCGAUCCGGUCUCCAAAGUGUCAAGAUUGUCCGCGGGAGGGGCUCUUGAUGUGGUGCAAGGUUUUGUGGGGCUGUAAAGCGAAACUGUGGUCAUUUAAGGGGAGAAACAGCCCGCGCGCGUUUCUCUGUGCCCUCGGAGAGGACUAGUGUUUGCUGAAGGUGUGGUGAUGCGGCUCUCGCCCCAAGUGGACUGGGUGCAGUCGCAAGGAGCAGGGGACUCUUAACACCCAAGGUGUAAUCAUGAAAACCGGUCUCCGAAGGUUCUCCGGAACUGGACACCCUGUUUCCUUCAGACUCUUGCUUGAUGCUUUUGUUUCUGCGCCUCAUGGACCACAUUUCCUCGGGGUCUCCAGUAAACCCUUAGCUAGAGAACCUCAGCUCCUUCAAAGAGUUCCAGGAAUUGCACUGAGAAAAAUAAGGCAGAUUUUGUGGUAGAUUGGUGUUGAUCCUCGCUGCAGGUGGUGGCAGAACAUGUUGUGCUGAUUCAGAAAUCCUGAGUGAACUUUCCCUAAUGGUGGACACCUGACAUUUCAGCAGAGCGUCUCCACACCUCCAAGCCUCCAAAACCCCUGCAGGUCAGAUGAGCACCCUCAAGGACCGUCAGUUUCUAAGCAGGACCCGCAGCUCUCGGUGGAGCUUGAAUGCAUUGAUGCUUUAUAGCUAGCACUGAAGACCAGGCUGUGACCCCCUCCCCACACCCCUGCGCCCGCCACCCUGCGUGAUCCAGGAAGGCACGAGCCCCGGAGCUGUGGCUGGGAGAGGGUUCUGCCCUCCUUCAUCCAGAUAGCAGAUCCCAUCCCAGGUCCUUAGAGAAAAGUGCCUGGAGGGCUUUCAAGGAAUCCCAGUGCCAUCACAUGCUCAAACAUCUUCACAAUGGUGCGAGGAUCACUGUGCAGAUGCCACCAGCAAUCGAGGGCCACUGGGUGUCCACCGGCUGUGAAGUGAGGUCGGGCCCAGAGUUCAUCACAAGGUCCUACAGAUUCUACCACAAUAACACCUUCAAGGCCUACCAGUUCUAUUAUGGCGGCAACCGGUGCACCAGCCCCACCUACACCCUUGUCAUCCGGGGUAAGGUCCGCCUGCGCCAGGCCUCCUGGAUCAUCCGCGGGGGCACCGAGGCCGACUACCAGCUGCACAACGUGCAGGUUGUCUGCCACACAGAGGCUGUCGCCGAGAGGCUCAGCCAGCUGGUGAACCGCACAUGCCCGGGCUUCGUGCCCGCUGGGGGCCCGUGGGUGCAGGACGUGGCCUACGACCUGUGGCGGGAAGAGAAUGGCUGCGAGUGCACCAAGGCCGUGAACUUCGCCAUGCACGAGCUGCAGCUCAUCCGUGUGGAGAAGCAGUACCUCCAGCACAACCUGGACCGCCUGGUGGAGGAGCUCUUCCUCGGGGACAUCCACACUGACGCCUUGCAGAGGAUGUUCUACCGGCCAUCCAGUUAUCAGCCCCCUCUGCAGAAUGCCAAGAAUCACGACCAUGCCUGCAUCGCCUGCCGCAUCAUCCACAGGUCAGAUGAGCACCGCCCGCCCCUCCUGCCCCCCAAGGCUGACCUGACCGUCGGCCUGCACGGCGAGUGGGUGAGCCAGCGCUGCGAGGUGCGGCCCGAGGUCCUCUUCCUCACGCGCCACUUCAUCUUCCAUGACAACAAUAACACCUGGGAAGGGCAUUACUACCACUACUCUGACCCCGUCUGCAAGCACCCCACCUUCACCAUCUAUGCCAAGGGCCGCUACAGCCGGGGGGUGCACUCCUCCAGGGUCAUGGGAGGAACAGAGUUUGUGUUCAAAGUGAACCACAUGAAGGUCACCCCCAUGGACGCGGCCACCGCCUCACUCCUCAACGUCUUCAACGGGAACGAGUGUGGGGCCGAGGGCUCCUGGCAGGUGGGCGUCCAGCAGGACGUGACACACACCAAUGGCUGCGUGGCGCUGGGGAUCAAACUACCUCACACCGAAUAUGAGAUCUUCAAAAUGGAGCAGGACGCCCACGGCCGCUAUCUGCUGUUCAACGGCCAGAGGCCCAGCGAUGGGUCCAGUCCGGACAGGCCUGAGAAGAGAGCCACCUCCUACCAGAUGCCCUUAGUCCAGUGUGCGUCCUCUGCGCCCAGAGCCGAGGACUUCUCUGAGGACCACCGGGGUCACCAGUAUGGGAGCUGGGCGCCCGGGAAGAGCGCUUGUCCUCUGCUCCUUGCUGUGCUCGCCGGCCUUUUGACUCUACCGCACUGGAACGUCCUCAGAUAGAAGUUUUUAAAAAGCUGUAUUUUUCCAAACCAGGAUUCCUUACAAUUGACAGAUUUUCUUUACAAAAAAAGGGCGCUGCUUCUUGUGAUGCACUUGAAUGCCCCAGAACUGUGGCUCCUUUUCUGCUGCCUAGCCCCCUCCCACCUGGCCUGAGUCCUGAGCAGCGCGCUGUUUGAAGUUUCUGCUUUGAACUCUGGCCAGUGGGAUCCCAGGCCAGGGCGCCUUCUCGAGAGUAAUUGCACUUUAAGACCGCAGAGAGUGGCGGGCUAGUGUGUUUGGUAGAGGAGCAGGGUGACAGCUAAGUCCUCUUCUUUUCUUCCUCAUAAUUAUUAUUCUGUUUCUGAGUCACACUUAGACAGAUAUCAAGCUCCAGCUUUUCCUGCCACUGUACUGCUUACUGUCCUCCCCUGAAACCAUGUUACGACCUGGAAUCCAGUGCAGAGUUGGUUUGGGACAGCAAUCAAGACACCUAUUAUUAAUAAAGAAGAGACUUGAGUGUAGAUAUGUAUAUAGGGAAAGACACCGGGUUUAGCUUAACCAUCCUGACAGCCUUAAUGCAAAAAAAAGGAGGGAAUCCCAGCUUUUAAAUGUUGAGUGGAAAAGUAUCUGUAAUUAAAGUUUCAAUGGAA